GCCGUGCCCCUCGGGAGGUAGCUCUGUGAUCAUAGAGCUGGCUGGAUGCCGGGGUAGAGGGAACCGGAAGUUAUUUUCGCCCCCAGUCCUGGGCCGGUCGGGUCCGCGGGCCGGCUUGGGUUGUUGCUUCUGUGGAGGCUCGUAGGGUCCUAGGGGUGCCCCCGGGGUGGGCCUGCUGUUGACCCGGCUCAUACUAGUGCCAGCUUCCGGAAGCCCAGUGAAUUCCUCGGUCUCCUAGCAACCUGGGACCCGGCUGCCCACUGAGGGAGUGGCGGCGCGGUCCAAACUGGUCUCGUGCCGGCCGGAACCCCCGAGCCCGGCCCACAAACAGGAGCUUCUUCCCGAGGAGCUUGGAAGAAUAAACAGGAAAUGGCGGACGAGGCGUUGUUUUUGCUUCUCCAUAACGAGAUGGUGUCUGGAGUUUACAAGUCCGCGGAGCAGGGGGAGGUGGAAAAUGGACGCUGUAUCACUAAAUUGGAAAACAUGGGGUUUCGAGUGGGACAAGGAUUGAUAGAAAGGUUUACAAAAGAUACUGCAAGGUUCAAGGAUGAGUUAGAUAUCAUGAAGUUCGUUUGUAAAGAUUUUUGGACUACAGUAUUCAAGAAACAAAUCGACAAUCUAAGGACAAACCAUCAGGGCAUCUAUGUACUUCAGGAUAACAAAUUUCGUCUGCUUACUCAGAUGUCUGCAGGAAAACAAUAUUUAGAACAUGCAUCUAAGUAUUUAGCAUUUACAUGUGGCUUAAUCAGAGGUGGCUUAUCAAACUUGGGGAUAAAAAGUAUUGUAACAGCUGAAGUGUCUUCAAUGCCUGCCUGUAAAUUUCAGGUGAUGAUACAGAAGCUGUAGAACAUACUGAAAAUACAAGGAAGACUUCAACAGUGUAAAGAGAUAAAUUAUUCAUGUAUAAAGUAUUUCCAAGUAGCAAUUAUUUAAUUACAUUGUUGGACGUUUGUAUUGAUAUAAGCUAUUUGCUAACUUAUAAAUUGAGAUGUGCACUCUUAUGCAGGAAUAAGAUAUUUUACCAGUUUAACAAGGACCAGAUGAAAAGACAUUCUAUCAUAAUCUACCUUCUUGAAAACAUACAGAAUGAAAACCUGAUUUCAGAUAACUAAACUAAACAUCAAGAUUAAGGACCCUUAUUUUAAACAUUCUUAUUUGUUGAUUGAGAUGUGUAUUUAACUACAAAAGAAGCAAAAUUCAGGAUUUGAUAUGAUAAAUUGGCAUAAAGUAUGCAUCAAUUAGAACAAUCGGUAUAAGGAUGAACAGAUUUUAUUUUAUGAGUUUGUUUUAUUUUAAAAAGUAAACAGUACACUAAAACUUAAUAUUUUAUCUUAUUCCUUACAGUUUAUUCCUGUUAAGAAUUUUUAUGCCUGUGUAAGGAUUUCAUGGUAUAUGUAUGUGUGGUGGUGCAGAUAUGUAUGUCAUAUUUGACUGCCUAAAUUGCUAAAAAAUUUAUUUGAUAAAUAGAAUUCAAUCCUUAAGAACUCCAUUAAUGUAAAGUGAAAUAUAGAUUAAUUUAAAUGUGAAAUCGGUGACUUUAGGGCCAAAGAAUAUUAGGUAUUUUAGAACAGAAUUUUUAUACUUAACUCCUGUUACAUUCUACACUUUCAGUUUCUCUCCCCAUACAUAGAAGGACUGGAGAUGGUUCUAACAUCUUUAUCCCCUUGUUUACUCUCCCUAGAGGGCAGAGGGUGGAUAAUUAGAUUACUCACACCAACAUUCAUUGGACCAUGUCUUCUCAGUGGGUUGAGAUCCCUACUCAUAUCUCUCUCAUUUUACUCUACCUGAUGACCAUGAAAGGAAUAGCAUGAAGAUGAAAGCCAUCACACUGAGGACAGCAGGAUACAAAUUGUGCUUCUGGUCACCUCUGAACUCUGUGAGAUAAUAAAUUCUUCAUAUUGUUCAGUUCAUACUUGGCUUUGAUUUUUGUAUUUGU
Molecule: messenger RNA, 1936 nt
Organism: Condylura cristata (star-nosed mole)
Lineage: Eukaryota; Metazoa; Chordata; Mammalia; Eulipotyphla; Talpidae
Gene: TRAPPC6B
Product: trafficking protein particle complex 6B
Exons: 6
Coding region: 370-846 (158 amino acids)
Biological process (GO): regulation of GTPase activity; endoplasmic reticulum to Golgi vesicle-mediated transport
Cellular component (GO): TRAPP complex; trans-Golgi network; cis-Golgi network
Source: RefSeq, a predicted model, not a curated record